AUGUCCUCGAGGCGGGUACCUCUGACGAGUAACCCCAAUGUUGCCAACUCUCCAUUAAGAGGACCUUCUUCCCUGCACGCGUUCGCAAAGCAGAAAAGGUCUUACGCCAACAUUCAACGCGAGGAGGCUUAUGGCCAGCCUCCUCCCGUGAAGAAGCAGGUCCUGGACAAUGGUACCCAGCGUGCCGUUCGUUCUCCUUCCAAGGCAUCCCGUACCCAGGUGUUAGUCCAACGGGCCAGCACGCGUCCAGUUACAAAGGAACGUGUUGCAAGGGCUACUCCAGCAUCGACAAGAACUGUACAGGAUGUGGACACGGAGAAGGAGGUGUGGAAAAAGCACCACCGGGCCAAAUUCCCGAAGAUGGUUUUCUAUUUCGAGAGUAUACCCGAUGAUAUUAGAGCAAAGCUGACCAAGCGAGUCAACUACCUCGGUGCACGUCAAGAGCCGUUCUUUUCUAUCGAUAUUACCCACGUCGUUACGACUCGGUCGAUCCCACCCGAAAAGUCUGGAACUCAACAUGAGCACUCUUUGGACCAAGAGCAGCGGGAGCCAGAAGAGCAGCCACAAACUAUCAAUCCGUCUCUACUGGAUCGAAACACAGCGGCCGGUCGUCGAAAACUCUUGUUCGACUUUCAACAGACACAGAUACCGUCCCAACAGACCGAUGAUCCAACAAGGCGAACCAAAGCCACCCGCAACAAUGAUGUUCUUCACAAGGCCCGAGAGAUGGGGAAAAAAAUCUGGUCGUUAGACAAGUUCCAAAACAUGCUUGCUGUUCUGUUGGAAACGGAGACCCAGGCUACGACCUAUGCAUCCAGAACCACAAGCGUUAGAAGUCAAUAUGGCAUGACAAAAGGCUCUCACGAACCCAAUUUGCUCCAACUAUUGCACAAUGAGCGUCUCAACGGGCCUUCAGAUCGUGAUCCGACGGCAGUGAACCGAGAGCUGGCUUACUUCAAGGGUCCCUAUAUCUAUGUGUGGGAUAUGGACGAAAAGUACAAGCCUGUCAUGGUUCGCGAGUACGCAAAGGCCGCCAACAAACAAGACGGCGAAUGGCCGCAAUUUCGAAGCGUUGGCAAUGGACGCUGCCCAUUUGUUGAGGAAAUUGACAUUCCAGAUAAAGAACGUCGCAACCGUGAGCGAGAAAAGGAUGUACGGCCUGCUAAAAGAGAGGACCCAGUUCCGAUUCUGAAGCCUCCAGAGAUUCCCAUGCCAAAGCCAGUCACUGGAAAGCGAACCUUGGCAGAGAUGGAAGACGGCCAGAACCGUGUCAGAACGGGUCUAGCACUGGAUAUCUUCAACCCAGCCAAGGCAGUUCUCUCUAAGCAGACCGAGUUGAAGUCGCAGAACGCCUUUACUAGUCGGGCUGAAGGUACCAGAUUGUUUGCCGGCGAGCCGGUGGCUUCAGGAAUGCAGCCAUCGAAUGUCACGUCAGCCAUUCGUUCUCAAAUGAUUUCAUCCACAUCUGGCAUCAAUGGUAGCAAAGCUGGGACCAGUAAAGAGGUCCACGGUCUCCAGAGAAAAGUACUUCAGAAAUCCAAACCAGCUUCUCACGAUGUUAGUUCUCGCCGUUUUGCAGAGGUCUCCAUGGACGUCGCAUCUAGUCGGUCGACAACCAUGAGUCGACAAACAUCCAAGGCUGUUCAGCCUGCUGAUGAUGAAUCGCAAAGGACAGAGGGCAGGGAGAAGAAGUUGAAUUCGCAGUCUCUCAAGAGCAAGCGAGACUUGAAACCUGGUUACUGUGAGAACUGUCAGGAUAAGUUCCCAGACUUUGAUGAGCAUAUCUUGUCACGGAAACACCGCAAAUUUGCUGAAAAUGACGAUAAUUGGACCGAGCUAGAUUUGUUGCUCGAGCAACUGAAGCGAAUGCCAAAAUACACUGGCGCCGAGUCCGAUGACGAAGAUGACGGGUGGUAA
Metarhizium album ARSEF 1941 is the source of this 1917-nucleotide messenger RNA. Its product is annotated as G1/S regulator. Gene Ontology annotation, molecular function: protein serine/threonine kinase activator activity; zinc ion binding; nucleic acid binding. The transcript is spliced from 3 exons. Bases 1 to 1917 code for a protein of 638 amino acids. The record is from RefSeq and is a predicted model, not a curated record. Gene Ontology annotation, cellular component: nucleus; Dbf4-dependent protein kinase complex. Gene Ontology annotation, biological process: regulation of cell cycle phase transition; positive regulation of nuclear cell cycle DNA replication. NCBI's taxonomy places the organism in Eukaryota, Fungi, Ascomycota, Sordariomycetes, Hypocreales, Clavicipitaceae.